AUGGACUUCACGACUAUCCUAAAUCGGAAGAACUCUGCCGCUGCAGCCGCCGCCGCCGCAGAAGCCCAAUUACACCAACAAUACCUUCAGGGUGCGCAUAUGAACCAACAUACACCCUCGAUGAAGGCCGAGCCUGGCGCUUCGGACAACCCCGUUAACGCGUACCCUCCUCACGCCGUCCCAAUGGAUCAGGGGCUUGCAGAAACCUUUUACUAUGCUCAGGCACCUGGUGCCACGCCGCGGAAUAUGGGCUAUGUCCCUGGUGGAUAUGCCGGAGAGCCGCAGGUUCAACAAGCACCGAUUCCCUUAGAAAGAACCGGCGCCGAGGCUCCACCAAAGACUUUCCAUUGCUCUACAUGUAACAAGGGAUUCGCUCGACGCAGUGAUCUCGCGCGACACGAGCGAAUUCACACCGGAGUUAGGCCGCAUGCCUGCGAUUGGCCUGGAUGUGGGAAGCAGUUCAUUCAACGCUCAGCAUUGACGGUACACUCCCGAGUCCACACCGGAGAAAAGCCUCAUAUGUGCGAGCGAUGUGGCAAGCCAUUCAGUGAUUCGUCCUCACUUGCCAGACAUCGCCGUAUCCACUCCGGCAAACGACCCUACAAAUGCCCAUACGCGAACUGUCAGAAGACAUUCACUCGACGUACAACAUUGACCCGACACCAAAAUCACCACACUGGGACGAUCGAGGAAGCUGCUGCCGAGACUGAAGCCAACCUGCGUCAGAACAAGGAACGCCGUGGGCCUGGCGAGGGAAUGUUCCCGGAUCAUACCUCCAUGGGCUCUACCCCGUCUCCUGGUCAGCACCCAUCCAUGUCGCCAGGGGGUGAUCUUCCGCCUUUGAAUAUGCACCGCUCUGCGGGUGACUAUUACAUGGGUAGCGGUCCCAUUCCGGCUCAUGUGCGAGGAGACUUUUCGCAAGGGAGCCCUCGUGCUUCUCCGACAGCGACGUCCCCGUCACUUUCGAGUUAUGGCAGCGCACCUCACGGACGGCCUCCUAUGACUUCGCAUCCCUACGCUCCUCCGCAGCCGCUGGAGCCCCCGGCCAACAAUGACCAUCGGCCGAAUAGUGUGAAUGGCAGCCCCCAUAUGACCAGCCUGGGAUGGGCCUCGCCGUCUCAUGGCAGCAUGCCUUCACCUGGUUCAACCAACGACUUUGGUUACCCCGAACCCAGUGCGCCGGCAUACCCAACCUCCAUGCCCCCGCAUAUGUACUUCCCUAACUCGACCAUUCGCCGGCCCAAUAGUACCGAACCGGAUAACUAUGAAACCAAGCCUCGGUUAGGCGACCAUACCUGGUCUACACCAGUAUGA
This is a messenger RNA of Penicillium pulvis, 1314 nucleotides long. Its product is annotated as putative C2H2 finger domain protein. Gene Ontology annotation, molecular function: RNA polymerase II cis-regulatory region sequence-specific DNA binding; DNA-binding transcription factor activity, RNA polymerase II-specific. The record is from RefSeq and is a predicted model, not a curated record. Gene Ontology annotation, biological process: regulation of transcription by RNA polymerase II. The transcript has 3 exons. Gene Ontology annotation, cellular component: transcription regulator complex; PcG protein complex. NCBI's taxonomy places the organism in Eukaryota, Fungi, Ascomycota, Eurotiomycetes, Eurotiales, Aspergillaceae. Bases 1 to 1314 code for a protein of 437 amino acids.